GCCAGACACCGACACCGAACAGCCAGUAAGUGCGAGGAACAAGGUCAUUGUCGCCUCGGCGUAGAUGACCGGAUCUUAGCAUUUGGCGAGGUGGACGGAGUUCUAGCACAUACAGUCACGAUGAAGGUCCUCGCAGCUCUCCUGGCUCUGGCGGGCGUCGCCGCCGCCAACUCCGCCUUCCGCUUCUCCGACGGCUACCUCGACGUCCUCGGCGCAGAGCCCGUUCAGGCCUUCGACUGUGCCGGUCGAAGCUACGGCUAUUACGCCGACGUCAGCAGCGACUGCCGCGUGUUCCACAUCUGCCUGCCCAUCGUCGACGAGUUCGGCGACGUCAGCGAGACCGCCCAGUACUCGUUCUUCUGCGGCAACCAGACCGUGUUCAGCCAGGAGUCGCUCACCUGCGCCCACCCCGAGGACGCCUUCCCCUGCGACCAGGCCGAGACCCUCUUCGACUCCGUCAACGCCCUCUUCGGGGUCAUUCCCGACGAAAAAUAAAAUAAAAUACUUCCCCAUUUUACAACUACAACAG
Molecule: messenger RNA, 529 nt
Organism: Penaeus indicus
Lineage: Eukaryota; Metazoa; Arthropoda; Malacostraca; Decapoda; Penaeidae
Product: U-scoloptoxin(01)-Cw1a-like
Exons: 2
Coding region: 121-495 (124 amino acids)
Cellular component (GO): extracellular region
Molecular function (GO): chitin binding
Source: RefSeq, a predicted model, not a curated record